This is a messenger RNA of Dothidotthia symphoricarpi CBS 119687, 741 nucleotides long. RefSeq lists its product as uncharacterized. The record is from RefSeq and is a predicted model, not a curated record. Lineage: Eukaryota; Fungi; Ascomycota; Dothideomycetes; Pleosporales; Dothidotthiaceae. The transcript has a single exon. Bases 163 to 420 code for a protein of 85 amino acids.
ACUACUCCACGCUUGACUGCGAGAAUCAAUGUCGUCAUGAUCUAAGCGCGUCAAAAACUAUAGUUAAACUUACACUUUUCAAUUGACAAUCGAUCUUCAAUACAUACAUUCUCAUAUUCCCCUACUUAUCCUACCUAAUUCAUCGAAAUCACCUCACCCACAAUGUCCUUCCGCAACCCCAAAAUCAUCAUUCCAUCCGCCAUCAACAUCUUCGCCAUAGGCUCCUCAACCUUCUACCUUCGCUCAAAGAUAAACUACAACCUGGAAGAGCAAGAAGCGCGACUCGACGAGAUCGAAGGGACGCUAAGAGGCCACAUUGGGCUCAUCGAAGACGCAUUGGAUAGAGUCGAAGGCAAGCCAAACGCGAAUAAACAACAAGAACUCUACGGCAAGCGAGGGAGAGACGAGAAGAACAAGUAGAGUAAAUAGCCACUAUUGGUUGAACUAGAAAUAGUAGCUGAUUGAUGAUCAAGGUUAGAGGAAGGAGUUGGUGCAGGGAUAGAGAAGUGUUGUGUGGUGGAUGUUCUUGCUGUUUCGAAAAAGCUUGGUUUCGAUAAUGGUGUGCCACCCUCUGGACGCAUGAUCUUACUUGGCCUGGCAAAUUCAUUGAAAUUGUAUAAAUUCCAUCAAUACUCUUGACUACUGGUUGACGCUCUCCCUCUCGGUUAGUCGAAGUACCAGGAACCAAGAUGCAACGAAAUCUUGCAACAGCUCAACAACUACAUCUAGGAUUAGAAUGAA